AUGCAGCCUGAUCAGCGUAAAAAGUCAUCGGUGGAAUUAGAUUUCUUCACGGAGUACGGUGAAGGAAGCAGAUACAGAAUCGAGGAAGUGAUCGGCAAAGGAAGCUACGGAGUCGUCUGCUCGGCUUACGACACACACACUGGAGAGAAAGUCGCGAUCAAGAAGAUCAACGACAUCUUCGAGCAUGUCUCCGACGCGACGCGCAUUCUCCGCGAGAUCAAGCUUCUCAGGCUCUUGCGCCAUCCUGACAUUGUCGAGAUCAAACACAUCCUUUUGCCGCCUUCGAGAAGAGAGUUCAGAGACAUUUACGUGGUUUUCGAGCUCAUGGAAUCUGAUCUUCAUCAGGUUAUUAAGGCCAACGAUGAUUUGACUCCUGAGCAUUACCAGUUUUUCCUCUAUCAGCUUCUUCGUGGCCUCAAGUAUAUACACACAGCUAAUGUCUUUCAUCGGGAUCUGAAACCGAAAAACAUAUUGGCAAAUGCUGAUUGCAAACUCAAGAUUUGUGAUUUUGGACUCGCGAGAGUCGCAUUCAAUGAUACACCAACUGCAAUAUUCUGGACUGACUAUGUAGCAACUCGAUGGUACAGGGCUCCAGAAUUGUGUGGAUCCUUUUUCUCAAAGUAUACACCGGCGAUAGAUAUAUGGAGCAUAGGGUGCAUUUUUGCAGAGCUCUUAACAGGGAAACCUCUAUUCCCUGGGAAAAAUGUGGUCCAUCAAUUGGAUCUGAUGACUGAUAUGUUGGGAACCCCAUCUGCGGAAGCCAUUGGAAGGGUGAGAAACGAGAAAGCUCGAAGAUACUUAAGCAGCAUGAGGAAGAAGAAGCCUGUUCCCUUUUCACAUAAGUUCCCACAUACUGAUCCUCUUGCACUGCGUCUUCUAGAAAAGAUGUUGUCCUUUGAACCUAGAGAUCGGCCUACAGCUGAAGAGGCGCUUGCGGAUCCGUACUUCAAAGGUUUAGCUAAGGUUGAAAGAGAGCCCUCUGCUCAACCUGUCACGAAGCUGGAAUUCGAGUUUGAGAGGCGGAGGAUCACAAAAGAAGACGUGCGAGAGCUCAUAUACAGAGAGUCUCUUGAGUACCACCCAAAAAUGCUGAAAGAAUACUUGGAUGGAUCAGAGCCAACUAACUUUAUGUACCCAAGUGCGGUGGAGCAUUUCAAGAAACAGUUUGCGUACCUCGAGGAACACUACAAGAAUGGUACUUCUCAUAAUCCCCCUGAGAGGCAGCAGCAUGCAUCAUUACCUAGGGCUUGCGUUUUGUACUCUGAUGACAACAAUCCUGCGGUGGCACAACAGAGUUCAGUUGAAGUCACUGAUGGACUCUCCAAGUGUAGCAUCAGAGAUACAGAGAGACCUCGAGGUGCAGACAGGAAUGCUCAGGUGCCAAUGUCGAGAGUUCCUAUAAACGUACCUCAAACGAUCCAAGGUGCGGCAGCGGUAGCUAGGCCUGGGAAAGUAGUUGGGUCAGUGUUACGCUACAACAACUGCGGCGCAGCUACAGGCGUUGAAGCUCUCGAACAACAACAGCGUAGGAUGGUCAGAAACCCUGCUGGUGCUGCUGCGGCUCAAUACCCAAAGAGAAGUCAAGUUUGUAAAAGUAACAGAGGAGAUGAAGACUGCGCUGCCUCCGCCGAAGGUCCAAGCAGAUUGACACAAAACCCUCAGUAUAUACCACAGAAAGUUGCUGCAGCACAAGACACUGCAAUGAGUCGCUGGUACUAA
This is a messenger RNA of Microthlaspi erraticum, 1719 nucleotides long. The record is from the annotation of a GenBank genome assembly. NCBI's taxonomy places the organism in Eukaryota, Viridiplantae, Streptophyta, Magnoliopsida, Brassicales, Brassicaceae.